Cryptosporidium ubiquitum is the source of this 870-nucleotide messenger RNA. RefSeq names its product cyclin A. NCBI's taxonomy places the organism in Eukaryota, Apicomplexa, Conoidasida, Eucoccidiorida, Cryptosporidiidae. Gene Ontology annotation, molecular function: cyclin-dependent protein serine/threonine kinase regulator activity. The coding region runs from base 1 to 870 and encodes 289 amino acids. The transcript has a single exon. Gene Ontology annotation, biological process: mitotic cell cycle phase transition. The record is from RefSeq and is a predicted model, not a curated record.
AUGAAGAAAAACACAAGACUGGUUAAAAAAACAAGGAUCAAGAAAGAAGAGAGGGAAAAAAAGCAAAAAGAAGGUGAAUUAGAAAACACAGAAAAUAAACAAACAUUAGUAAAUAUAAAUGAUAAAACUUAUUUCAGUGCAAUGAGACUUGUAGAGGAGAGUAUGUGGACAAGAUGGAGUCUACUUAAGCUGGAUCCAGAAACCCGUGAAAUACAAGCUACUAUGUUUAAGGUACUAAAUGGACUUGGGUUAAUGUAUCAAGUAAAGUUUGUGAGUAUUUACCUAAUGAUUUUAAUGAGAAACACCUGGGAGGAAGUACAGUCCAAUAUGGGUAAAUGUUUUGCAAACAAGAGUUAUGGUUACAAGUACAAUCUAUUAAUAAUUUCUUGUAUAUUUAUUUCAUCCAAUUACGAAGAACUUGAGCCUCCAAAUUAUUCCAACAUAGUCCAAGCAGUCCAAGAGAAUGGCUUUGAGAUGAAAUCUGGAGAAAAAAUGAUUAGAAAGCAAGUCCACAUCUUGGAAAGACUUGCUUGGAGACUUACUGGCUUUCAAAUUGAACUCCCAUCUGCUAAUUCAUUUCUAAUGCAAAUCAUCCAAAAUUCUAACUUACCAAAAACCAGUAAAUUCAAGGUUUCCAGACUAUCUACAGAAAUUAUUCAUAAUUCUCUUAAUAGCGAAAUUAUUACUAAAUACAAGCAAUCACUUAUUGCUACGUCAUCUAUUACUUUAGCUAUUACAAUAGAAUUUGAAACACAUCCUAAAAAGAAACAACUAUAUAUAGAUAAUGUAGUUGCCUACUCGGGAUAUUGCAGAAAAGAGAUAGCAUCAAUACAAAGAAUUCUCAGAAAAACGUCCUUGGAUAGAAAGUAA